Molecule: messenger RNA, 3681 nt
Organism: Clavispora lusitaniae ATCC 42720
Lineage: Eukaryota; Fungi; Ascomycota; Pichiomycetes; Serinales; Metschnikowiaceae
Gene: KIN2
Product: serine/threonine protein kinase
Biological process (GO): microtubule cytoskeleton organization; intracellular signal transduction; protein phosphorylation
Cellular component (GO): cytoplasm
Molecular function (GO): ATP binding; tau-protein kinase activity; protein serine/threonine kinase activity
Source: RefSeq, a predicted model, not a curated record
AUGGGAGGUUCGAAUAAUCCGAAUCCUGUCCCUGGCCAACAGUAUCAACCGUUUCCCGGCCAACCUGCAACUCCGCGGAUGCUCAGGAGCCUUUCGACAUCAUUAAAGACCCUGAAUCCUGAAUUUGCCAACGAAAUGCAAACUUCAAACUCGCAUACAAGAACACCAAGUUCUCAUCGUGUUCCCCCGGGAGAAAACCAAAUUCCUGCCAGGCAUGCGGAGAAGGAAUUGUUACCACCAGCAUCUCUAAAUUCUGAUCAGCAUCGUUCCAAUCCAUCUAGACCGCCUGCCGGUCAAGACACCCGAAAGCACCCGACCCCCAGUCAGAAGAAUCCUCCACAACCACAACAGCCACAUCAACAGCAGCAACAACAGCAGUUCCAUCGUAAAUGUAUUGGUGACUGGGAUUUCAUCAGCACUAUAGGUGCAGGUUCCAUGGGUAAAGUGAAAUUGGCAAGACACAACUACACAAAUGAAAAAUGUGCUGUGAAGAUUGUCCCGCGUGCAGCGAAGUUGUAUCAAAGAGCUCACGCCAACGACCCACCUUUGAAAUCGACUGAAGAAGCAAUUCAACGUCAAAAGGAAUUCGAGAAGGAGGUUGCCAGAGAUAAAAGAACGAUAAGAGAGGGAGCUCUUGGUCGACUUCUUUUCCACCCACAUAUUUGUCGUCUAUAUGAGAUGGUACCUAUGACAAAUCACUACUACAUGCUCUUUGAAUACGUCGAGGGUGGCCAAUUGCUUGAUUAUAUCGUGUCACAUGGGUCAUUGAACGAGAAGUACGCUCGAAAAUUUGCUCGUGGUAUUGCACUGGCUUUGGAUUAUUGUCACAAAAACAACGUGGUACACCGUGACUUGAAGAUUGAAAACAUUAUGAUUAACCAGAAGGGAGAGAUCAAGAUCAUUGAUUUUGGAUUGUCCAAUUUGUAUGUUCCACAUGGCUUGCUUAAAACGUACUGUGGGUCUUUAUACUUUGCCGCUCCCGAGUUGUUAAGUGCAAAACCUUACAUCGGUCCAGAAGUGGAUAUCUGGUCAUUGGGUGUUGUGUUGUAUGUCUUGGUUUGUGGCAAGGUUCCCUUUGACGACCCGCAUGUUUCUGUUUUGCAUGAGAAAAUCAAAAAGGGAAAUGUCCAGUACCCUUCAUUCAUAUCCAAAGAAUGCGUCUCUCUAUUAUCUAGGAUGCUUGUUGUUGAUCCUACUAAAAGAGCAUCUUUACAGGAAGUGAUUCUGCACCCCUGGAUGAACAAGGGAUUUGACUUUAUUGUUCCUAAUUACAUGCCGAAGCGUGUGCCUUUGACUCUUCCUCUAGAUACAGAGAUUAUCCAGGCCAUUUCAUCUUUUGACCUCGGUUCCGUUUCAGCGAUUGCCGAAGAGUUGACUAGCAUUCUUAAUAGUGCAGAGUACCAACAAAGUUACGAGACAUGGCAUAAAUGCGCUAAGCAAGGAAGACCUUUUCAUCCUUCCUUUCCAGGCCAGCUAGACCCUACAUGCGGUUUCCACCCAUUAGUAUCCAUUUACCACUUAGUGGAUGAAAUGAGAAAGCGAAGAAAGGCGAAGGAGGAGGCACUUAAGCUGAUGAUCAAACAGCAUGCAAAUGAAGAUGCCAAUGCCCAAAAGUCAAAUCAAAAUCAAUUACCACCCCUUCCCUCGAUUGCUCAGACGCCGGCCACUAACGAUAAUGCGGAAGUUCGCCAAACCGAUACUCUGAGAGACAAAGAGAAUCCGUUCCUGACUCCAACUCCGAAGGAGAGUUCGCCACCAGCAUCAAAGCCUCAGCAGUUGCCAGAACUCAAAUUUCCAGAAGAAGCCCACACACAGGCUACCCCAGGAUCCAUCAAAAGAAAUUCCGAAUCACCUUCAGAAACAACGGAAAACAUUAUGCAACAGCCUGCGCCAGGUUCAAGAAAUUCAAGCACACCGGUUCCCGAGACUUUGGACCCCAAUGCUGGUAUGCCACUGGGAUUCAAUUCGUUGUUCAGAAGACUCUCUUCGAAGAGAACAAAGAAUACCAGUGCAUCACCCACCCGCGUUGGCUCACAAUCCACAAGAGAGAAUGCUACUGCACUUGAAAAUAGCCCAAGUCCUAAAAAGUCUCAAUCUCCCGCACUUCCUGGUUCUCAACACUUGUCGCCGCAGCAAUCCGUUGGAAGCAAAGCGGAUCCUUUGGUUCGUCGUGGAGUGAGUAUGAAGGUUACGGCAAAGGAAAAGUCAUCAUCGAACGUCAACAGCGACAACAUACUAAAGUCUCAAUCUCCGAAACUUGCGGAUGUGCCCGACUACAAAACACAUGGAAGGUCUUCAUCAUCUUCGGCGAACAAAUUUCAUGGUUUUAUUCCUGUGGAGUAUCUCCCACCAUUACCCAACAUCACUGCGAGUCAGAUGGCUGGAGGCAGUUCAACGGAAAAGCCAAAUGAUAACAAUUUGAAAGUUACACCUGUGGCCAAAAAGUUUCACCCUACAGCGAGAGCAAAGUCUGUCGGAGGGCACGCAAGGAAAGACACCUCGUAUUACAGAGGAGGUAAUCAUCCAAUGCCCCAACUUCCAAACACCAUGGCGGCACAAAACAGUGAUGAAAUCAUUAACUCUGAUCAAAAGAGCGACGCUGCAUUUGAUGAUGUGACAUUGGAUCUGAUUGAUCAUCAUCGACUUCCACGCUUGACGGAAGAACAGAUCAUUGAGCAGUUUAACAAAGCUAGGCGCAACAGCAUGCCGUCCAUCGAGUACCCUAAGACUCUUUUCUUGAAAGGAUUCUUUAGUGUCCAAACCACUUCCACUAAGCCAUUGCCAGUCAUUCGUUAUAACAUUAUUAAUGUGCUCACCAAAUUGGGUGUUAGGUUCCAGGAAGUGAAAGGUGGCUUCAUAUGUGUCCAUGCUCCAUCUUUAACCACUAAGGAGGAGUCUGAAGAUGAAGAAGGGCCUGACGCCAUCACUAUCAUUGACGAAUACAAACUGGACGAAAAUGAAGAGGAGAAACAACUCUAUGGAGACGCAUUCAACCCUUCCUCGGAAUCUAUGAAGGGAAAGGAAGUACCUGAGAGAUCGACUACUCCAGAACCUCAGCAGAAUGAUGUCCCACAAAUUGUGACUCCACGAAAUCUGACCAAACAGGUCAGUAGGCAACCGUCUUUGAAGAUUAAUAGCAACGUUGUUUCACCACUGACUACCCCCAAAACACACAGGUCGUCAAAUUCCAUGAGUGGCCAUAGACGUAAGAUCUCAAUUGGUCAAUCAUUCUUGAGUUCUUACAGGAAGAAGAAUGGCUCGCAAACUUUGAUGCCUCCAAAUACCCCUGCUGCUGCAAGAGUGAGCAAACUGCUCAUGAAUGCUGCAGAAGCAGACAGCGAUGACCUUGAUGAUAGUAGUCGUGGUCAAUUGCAGCAUAGUUCUGGAGGGGACUCCAUUGACUCGCUCAAUGGGUUAAUGAUUGGCGGAGGCAGUGAUAUGUUGGUGUCAUCAAGAAUUGAACAUGGCGCACGUCAUCAACGAUCCAGAAGCACAUCUUUGGAUCAUGAAACUGCGGGAACAGACAUGCGUGCUACCUCAAAGACGCCUUUGAAGUUCGAGAUCAACAUUGUUAAAGUACCAUUGGUGGGAUUAUAUGGUGUGCAAUUCAAGAAAACUCUUGGUAAUACAUGGAACUACAAGACGUUAGCCAGCCAGAUUUUGAAUGAGUUGAACUUGUGA